This is a messenger RNA of Argentina anserina (silverweed cinquefoil), 815 nucleotides long. Its product is annotated as gluconokinase. The coding region runs from base 155 to 706 and encodes 183 amino acids. Gene Ontology annotation, cellular component: cytoplasm. The transcript is spliced from 5 exons. NCBI's taxonomy places the organism in Eukaryota, Viridiplantae, Streptophyta, Magnoliopsida, Rosales, Rosaceae. Gene Ontology annotation, molecular function: gluconokinase activity. The record is from RefSeq and is a predicted model, not a curated record.
GAGAUAAAACCAAACGCAAAGAUACCAGUAAGUCAACCUUCCGUGUCUUUUCGAUCUGGUUCAAAACAUUUUCACAGUAUUUCUUUUCGAUCCUCCAAAAUCAUAAUGAUAAUUAAGAACGAAGUUUUCCGGGCCUUAUAUUGAUGCGACGAAUAUGGAUACAGUUCCGGAAGGAAUGGUGAUUGUGAUUAUGGGUGUCAGUGGUGCUGGGAAAUCCACUGUAGGUGAGAUGCUAGCCAUAGAGACAAACUGUAGCUAUAUUGAUGCGGAUGAUUACCACCCCCAAUCUAAUAAAGAAAAGAUGAGUAAAGGGAUCCCUCUUUCAGAGGAAGAUCGAAUUCCUUGGCUUGAAACACUUCGGAAUGUCUUGAGAGAAAACUUGGUCAGUGGAAGCACUGUAAUUCUUGGUUGUUCAGCCCUGCAGAGGCGAUACCGAGACAUUUUAAGAUCUGCAGACCCUAACUAUGAACCCGGAAGUCAUGCCAGUUACAUGAAGUUCAUCUUGUUGGAUGCCAAGGCACAUGUGCUGGCUGCUCGGUUAAAGAAGAGACUGGCAGAAGGGAAGCAUUUCAUGUCACCUGAGCUUUUGCAGUCUCAGUUAGACUUGCUUCAGAUUGAUGAGUCUGAAGGGAUACAAAAGGUUGAUGCCAACUCAACUCCUCAAGACACAGUAAACACCAUCCAAAGAUUGUUUCUUCGGCUCUAAAGUGAAUAGCAGCUUAAUGGGGAAAACAAACACAGCACAAGUAUUAUGUAAAGACAGAAAAGAAGAAAACACAAAAAUUACGUGGUUCGACAACUUUGCCUACAUCCAC